Molecule: messenger RNA, 5190 nt
Organism: Rotaria socialis
Lineage: Eukaryota; Metazoa; Rotifera; Eurotatoria; Philodinida; Philodinidae
Source: the annotation of a GenBank genome assembly
AUGCCUGGUCUUAUUCGUCUGAAACAGCCAGGACUUUCCCCCGUACAAAUAACGAAUGAUACAACUCAAACUCUUAUCUAUCGAAAUCCUAAUGCACGAAUAACAUGGGAUGGUAUUGAAACAUAUAAACGAUGUAUUUUUCGCAAUUGGAUACCUGGUGAAGAAUAUACAGAAGUUUUAACAUUUAAAAAUUUAUCAGGAAAAAAUCUUACAUUCACAUAUGAAGUACCUAAAACACAAUAUUUUCAAACGAUUUAUCCUCGACGUUUAACAUUAAGUCAAGGAGUUACAUUUAGUUUACCUAUACAAUUUAGUCCAUUGGAAAAAAUUGCCUAUAUUGAUGAACUUGUUGUUUAUAUUAAUCAAACACCACGCCGUAUUGCACUUGCUGGCCUGCUACCACAGUAUCGUUUAAGUCUUGAGCCAAAAGAACUUGAUUUUGGCUAUUGUGCUGUACAAGAUAUACAAAUUCGUUCGUUCAAAUUACGUAAUACAGGUGAUUUAGAAACUAGUAUUGAAUGGCAUACAAGUGAACCAUUUUCAAUUGAACCUCGAGAUUGUAUUUUACCCGUUGGCGGAAUACAAGCGUUUACAUGUUCGUUUCAACCUCAAUGGGCAUUAAUUUAUGUUGGUGCAGCAUCGUGUAUAUAUGGAAAUCAGUCCGCAUGUGAACUACGUUUACAUGGUGUUGGAAAAUUUCCACAUAUUAUUGUUCGAUCAGAUGACGGAGCUAUGAAUGAAAAUACAGGAAAUACUUUAAUAUGUUUUGGAGAUAUGUCUAUGAGUGGCUUAUCGAAGCGUGAAUUAGUAUUAAUUAAUCAAUCAACAUUUCGUGUACCAUUUCGUAUUGAAUCAGUUCCAGGUGUAGCAAAAUUUGAUUCAGCAUUUCGUUUUGGAAAAACUGAGGGCAUAAUAGAAGCUGGAAAACGACAAACUAUUCCAGUAAAAUUUCAACCAAAAGCAUGUGAACAAUAUUAUAGAGAUUUUUUUAAUGUUAACACGCAACAAGGAAAUCUUGUAACGGCUGUUGUUGAAUGUAGUGGAAAAGCGAUGGGAAACAUAAUUAAAAUUAAUUAUCAAAAAAUUACAUUCGGACAAGUAUUAGCGAAUAGCAAAACAAGUCGCAUCAUUGAAAUAUAUAAUUCACGAGAAGGAAGCUCAGCACGUUUUCAAAUCUAUACAUCUGCAGAUAGUCCAUUUCAUUUUGCAAUUGAAAAUGGUACUUUAAUAGGUGACGGAUCGAAAUUAAGUAUAAUUAUUACAUUUACACCUCAAUAUCCAAUGGGAUAUUAUAAAAUUGUUCCUAUUCUCAUCGAACAUCAAUCACCUAUUCUUCUUGAAUUAAUUGGUACAUGCCAUUCUGAUACUGGUAAACCGCCUGUAUUAAACGAUCGUUUUAUAUCAAAUUUUAAACAACAAGUUUCACGUCAUCUAGCAUUGUAUCCAUUUGAAAUCUUAGGUGAUUAUUUAAAACGUGGUCGAUUAGUUUUAGACGGUCACGGAUCAAUAAUGGAAACCACAGAUACAUCUUUAAUCAGUGAUAUUAAAUUCGUCAAAGAUGAACAUGAUUAUAUUAUACCCCCAUUGACUAAUCCAUUAAAAGAGAAUUAUUUAUAUUGGUUUUCAAAUGAAGAUAAUACACGAUUUGAAUACGUAACAUUAAGUGAAACAAGUUUUAUGUUUGAUCAAUGUUCAUUGGACUCAACUAGUGAAUGGCAACAAAGUUUAACUAUAACAAAUUUAACACGAGGAAAACUGACACUUGUCUGGUUUACAGCAGAUUCGUCGGUUUUUUCUAUUUCACCAAUCGAAGCAGAAAUUCUACCAUUGAAAUCUACAGCAUUUCGUGUUAUAUUUCGACCAACAGUUGUCGAUACAUUUUAUACAAAACAUUUCGAAGGUUAUGUUUUCUAUAAAAAUCAACGUGAUUUUACACUUGUACCUGAUUAUGGUGUUAUGGCACCGGUACAAUUAGAUUUAAAUUGUGUUGGUAAUACAUUACGAGUCAAUCAUGAAAUUUUACCUAUAUGCCAAUUUGAUCGUGAUAUUCUUAUAUUUCCACCAAUCGGUGAUCAAACAUCAAUCUAUCAAACAUUAACAUUAACCAACAAUGGUACAACACCAAUAAUUUAUCGAUUUCUUUCAUCCAACGAUGAACAAACACCAGCAAAUAAUUUUACAUUUAAACCAUCGCGUGGAUAUCUUAAGCCAGGUGAUUACACAAUUAUAAUUGUUCGUUAUAAACCAAUACAGACAAGUGGCAACAAUGAAAUUUAUCAAGAACGUAUUAUUGUACGUUUAAAUGAACGCGACAAAUUUGAUAAAGUUCUAAAUGUAUUUGCUACACAAGAAAAAGCUCGAUUAUUAAUACCAAACGAUGGUCAUAUUCAUGCAUUGACAACAUGUAUUGGUUUAAGUUCUGAAACACAUUUACAAUUAAAAUCUUUAACACGUUCACAAUUAGAAUUCAAUUGGACAUUAGAUCAUAAUAUAAGUUCAAUAUGUGUUGAACCAAUGAAUGGUUAUAUUAAACCGUACGAAGAAAAAGAUUUUACUAUUACAUAUAAACCAAAAGAUGAAUGUAAAAUUUCUAUGCCAGCUAAAUUAAAUUGUUGGACUGGUGAUCGUACGAAACAAGGAGCGGAAAUCUAUCAUAUAACUAUACAUGCAUCGACACGUGAUGGUUAUCUACGUGCAAGUGAAUUACAUCGUGAUAUGGGUCCUAUUGCUUUGGGUACAUCAGCAACGUACGAUCUGUAUAUAACCAAUGGUAGUGAUUGUCUACUUCGAUAUCGUAUUUAUACGAAACAAACAAUAUUAGAAAAUAAAAGAAAAGAUAAUGAUUAUUCAAUGGAACUUGAAGAAGUCUCUAUACUUGAAUUUAUAUCCAAUCCGAAUGGACUAGGUGAAGUUGAUGGUAAAGCUAAAAUUUGCGUACCAUGUCGUAUACAUCCAUUUAGUCGAUCCUAUUAUCAAAUAGAGCUAUCCUAUGAAUUAUUAGAUGAUAAUAAUCAACGUUUAAGUGGCCAUCAACAUCAUUUAUGUACAUUGACUGUGCAUGGCGUAUAUCCACAUUUAGCAUUCAUGGAUAUACUUGGUACACAACAAUCGGCAUCAUUGAGUAAAAAUCUUCUCUCGAAAGCGUUUAACAUAGCAAAAAUAAAUGCAUUACUAGCAAAAGAGCCUACUGCUGAUGAAUUAACAUACGCUAUUAAUUCACCUCGUGAAGACAUCUGUUCAACAAAAGUAAAUAAAUAUAGAAAAACGAAACUAGAAAAUGGUGCCCCAUCGCCGUUGCCACCACUUGAGCAACCCGAAGCGAUUAUAUUUAAUUUCAAUGCUGCACCAAUUAACUCAGCACCAUCCGAAGUUCAUUUAUUACUUGAAAAUUGUAGUGAUCUUGAUACAACAUGGUCAUUUCUUUUUCCCAAAGAUUUACAAUGUGAAUUAGAAUAUUGGGCACGUACAGGAGAUUUUACAGAAGACGAAUUAAAUGAAAUGAAAUUACAAGACAAUAAAAUAUUUUGUAUUAAUCCCAAAAAAGGAACUUUGAACAAAGGCUCAAAUGUUACAAUAACCAUAACAUAUAAACAUAUUUUUGCUGGUCAACACACACUACCAGCAAUAUUUAAAGUAGGUCGUGGUCGACAAAUUAUGCUAAACUUAGUUGGUAUAAGUGUUGAACCAGGCGAAAGAUAUAUUCAAUUUUAUUCAACUAUACAUCAUUUAUUACCAGUUGAAUUAGGUGCACAAGGAGCACCUGUACAACAAUAUGAAUUAUGGAAUGGUGGUACAGUACCAAUUCAUUUUCAGGUUGAUAUGAGUCAAUUAGAACAGAUCUCAUCUUCAAAUUAUGGCUUUUGGGUUCUUGAUUGUCUUACACCAGAAGGCACUAUCGUGCCAAAUAAAAGCUUUGUAACACAAUGGGUGUUUAAUCCACUUGAAGCUCGUGAAUAUGUAUUCAAUAUCAAGAUUGAUUUGGAAAAUUGUGAUCCAGCAUUAAUUACAUUUAUUGGUCAUGGUUUUGAUAAACGUGAUGUAGAUUCAGACGUGUCAAAAUCAUUGGUAGACAAUAAUGAAAUGACCAAACAACUAAAUUUAGAUGAUCGUUUAGCAUCAUUAACUAUUGAUCGUAUAAAUUUUGGUAAUUUACCAUUAUUUACUAAACGACGUCAUAUUACUUUUCUUAAAAAUCGAUCAAAUAAAGAUUCGAUUUCAUUCAUUUGGCAUGUAACAAAUCCUGAACAAGUUCGACAUAUAAGAAUUCAACCAGUUCGAGGGAAAAUUCAACCUCGACAAUCAUUACCAAUAAAAGUAACAUUUAUGGCUAUUGAAGCACCAGCAUUUCACGAUAUUGAUCUUGUUUGUGAAAUAUACAAUGAAACCACACUUGAACAGUAUAAUCUUGAUUUAAAACGAUGGGAAACAAAUAUACAAAAGAAAUGGGAAUCCUUUGAAAUCAGCGACGAUGAAUAUAAAGAAUGCCUACGUAGUGGUACAUUGGAUGAUAAUGAGAAACAACAGUCGUCAACAGUACAAACUCAAUUUCAUCAAGGAUCAACAUUACAAAUGUGUAAAACUUUACCACCGGUUUUAGUUAAUUAUGAACUUGAUGAAAGUAAUGUUGAUCGUACAAGACGUUUACGUGUCAAUGCAAAACGACAAGAAAAUACAAGACCACAAAUGCCUAUGCCAGAAUUAUUACAUUUAGCAUUUACAGCACGUACAUUAGUUUACAAUGAAUAUCUUGACUUAUGUUCUGAUACAAGUGAAUUACAAAAAUUCUUUGUCGAUACAUGCUUAGGCGGCGAUUAUGGUAGUAAAGCUUCCAAAAGACGUUCGAAGAAAAAUGAAUACGAUCCAUUAAUGGGCGACGAAGAUAAUGAUGAAGAAGUUGAAUUAACUACAAAUAAUAAUACUCGAAUAACAGUUAAUGAAGAAGAAGCUGACUUACUACGUAGUACAUUAUCGGAUCUACUUCGAAAUCUUCUAUCUGAUCGCGUCUUUGCUGAUACAUUGCCGGACAUGAUUUCUGAAACGGUACCUUAUUUUUCACAAUUAAAAUAUACUCGAACACCACGGAAUAUUGAACAACAACGACGAAGUCAAGAAAGUCAUCUUCUUAAAGAUUAUCAAACAAAUCUUGAUGAAGUUCCUAUGCAUCUGCAUGAUCGCAGUCUAGCUUCAUCG